AUGGUGUUUCUCAAGUCUCAACUCGCCCUGGGGGCCCUCACCGUUCUCGCCGUCACCGAGUCUGCCUACGCCCGGAUGCGCUGGCUCGAGCGCGACGGCCGUCACGUCGCUCUCUACCCCCGUCGUUUCGGCGAGGAGCACCCCGCGGUCAUCGACAAGAUCUCCUCUGCCUGCCCCGGCCAGGUCUGCGGCACUCUCGCCGGCGCCGCGAUCACCCCUCUCCUUGCCGCGCAGGGCGAGUGCACUCAGCAGGACAUGGCUGAUCAGAUCAUCGACGCCGCCCAGCAAUUCGACGAGCCCACGAAGUCGAACAUGAUCGCGCUCGCGGUCGAGUACCGUCAGGCCGAGAAGAACACCCCUCCCGAUUUCUCGGUCCAGCCCAACAUCCUCCGCAACUCGGUCUUCUGCCAGAAGGCGCCCAAGAACUCGCAGCUGAACGGCCUCGUCCAGGCUCAGGACCCCGCCAACGACCCCAACGCCUUCUUCGACCCCGCUCUCAGCAAGACCGUCCAGAAGGGCUCCCAGGCGAACACCUCUCCCUUCGGCGGCGCCGCGGCGUCUUCUGCGGCGUCGGCUCCUGCUACGUCGAACGUUGCGGCUGCCCCUGCCGCGAGCACUGGCGCCGCGAGCUCGACCGUGGACUGCGAGGGCUCGUCCGUCGCUGCUCAACCUGCCGCGUCGACCGGUGCUGCUACGACCAUCGCUGCGUCUCCCGCUGCUUCCACUGGCGCGGCUGGUGCCAUCGGCAACUUCGGCAAGUGCUCCGUUCCUCAGAUCGAGUUCGGCGUUGGCUUCGACAACCGUAAGGAGACCUCCUUCCAGCCGGUCGACAAGACUUCCUUCAACCACGGCUCCGCACAGGCGAUUGGCAUCAUCACCCAGUUCAUCUGCGACACGCUCACCAACUCCUGCGGUGCCGACGCGACGGCGAAGGCCACUUGUGCCAAGGCCCAGGCUGCUGCGGCUGCGCAGCCCCCCAAGACCGGUGUCGACGCUGACGCCUUCAACGCGGUGUUCGGAAUCAAGACCAACUUCGCCGCCGUCAACGUCGUCUCCGACCAGGGUGUGACCCUCAGCCCGCAGGGUUCUUCUGUCGCCGCUCAGCCCGCCGCAUCGACCUCCGUUGCUGCGUCUCCCGCCGCUUCCACCGGCGCGGCGGCCGGCGGCAUCGGCAACUUCGGCAAGUGCUCUGUGCCCCAGAUCGAGUUCGGUGUCGGUUUCGACAACCGCAAGGAGACCUCCUUCCAGCCCGUCGACAAGGCUUCCUUCAACCACGGUUCGGCGCAGGCCAUCGGCAUCAUCACUCAGUUCAUCUGCGACACGCUCACCAACUCCUGCGGGGCUGACGCCACGGCGAAGGCGACCUGCGCCAAGGCCCAGGCCGCUGCGGCCGCGCAGCCCCCCAAGACGGGUGUCGACGCUGACGCCUUCAACGCUGUCUUCGGCAUCAAGACGAACUUCGCCGCGGUCAGCGCCGUCUCCGACCAGGGCGUGACCCUCAGCCCGCAGGGCUCCUCUGUCGCCGCGCAGCCCGCCGCGACGACCGCCGCCGCCACCAAGACGACCGCCUCCGCCGCCGCGACCUCCGCUGCCGCGUCCACGGGCGGCAACCUCCAGAAGUUCACGGGCGCGCUCGGCAACGUCACCCCGCCGCCGGUGACCGCGAACGGGGACGGCUCCUUCCAGGUGACCGGCAACGCGUCGUUCAAGACGCUCUCGAACGCGCUCGUGCGCUCGUGCGACGUCCAGCACAACCAGUGCGCGAACGCCGCGAACGCGUCCGGCAACAAGGGCGCCCUCACCGUCGAGGCGUGCGGCACGCAGCAGACGCAGUGCAACGCCGCGCAGUGA
Molecule: messenger RNA, 1851 nt
Organism: Epithele typhae
Lineage: Eukaryota; Fungi; Basidiomycota; Agaricomycetes; Polyporales; Epitheliaceae
Exons: 4
Coding region: 1-1851 (616 amino acids)
Source: RefSeq, a predicted model, not a curated record